UGCCUCCAGAUCAAAUCUAUAGCUGCAUCGAUCAAUCCAUCCUCACCACUGCACACUGCUAGCAGCUGCCUGCAGCAUUGAAUCGAUCGAAUUACCAAUCCAGUUGCUCGAGCGCCACCAAAUGGCCUCCACCAACGCCGUCGCCGCCGAGGUGAGCACCGCCGUCACCAAGCUGAACGAGCACCUCGCCAAGGCGCUCAACGGCGCCGACGCCACCGCCGGGGCCGCCAACAACACCACCGUCAUCACGCUGGCGGGGGAGAACAGCGGCGCCACCAUGGAGGCGGAGGACCUCGUCGUCGUCGGCAACGCGGACGCGGAGGAGGAGGAGAAUGACGAGGACCAUGACCAGCAAGAGGAUGAGGAGGAGGACGUGGUCAUCAGCGCCUACACCAACAGCAACUACCAGGCCGUCAACAACUCCGUGCUCGUCUCCGGCAGCUGCGCCGUCAACGACCCCGGCGUCCACGUCGUCGUCGUCGAGCACGUCGACGAGAUACGCGACUACGACGACGACCUCGACGCCCAAGAGUUCUAAGCUAGCAAGCAGCAGACCUUGCUUAUUGCCUAUGGUUUGGGCAAACGAUGAGUUCCUCAUAUAUAUAUCAGUACGUAAUGUUCUACAAAUUAAAGUUGAUGAGAUGAUCCAUGGGUGAAUGAAGGAGAUACAUAUACAUGUAUAUCGUAUCCAUGCAUGACACAUAUAUAUCUGUCCCGGCUUAUUAGUUUAUUAUUAGUAAGACUUUCGAUUACUUGCUUGCCUUGGUCCAUGUAUUAGUAGUGUGUGUAUUAUCUUUCCUUCUACUAUACUACUGUAAGGUGCUUGAUGCACACUCUGAAUAAAAAUUCUGGCUUAACUGCACAAAA
Panicum virgatum (switchgrass) is the source of this 867-nucleotide messenger RNA. RefSeq lists its product as uncharacterized. The transcript has a single exon. Bases 122 to 538 code for a protein of 138 amino acids. The record is from RefSeq and is a predicted model, not a curated record. NCBI's taxonomy places the organism in Eukaryota, Viridiplantae, Streptophyta, Magnoliopsida, Poales, Poaceae.